AGCCUGCACCCAAGCGGCCACGCACUGCUCGCGAGGCCGGAAACCAGCUAACUCUGUCGCUCCCGGGGCUCCUUCCCAGCAGGGACACGAGGCGGCCGGAGGGUUAACCACGGGGACAGCCACUGCCUGGAGCACAGAAUCAGCUGGAGAAAGAACACAUCUCCCUACACCAUGGCAGGGAAGAAGGUGCUGAUCGUGUACGCCCACCAGGAGCCCAAGUCUUUCAACGGGUCCCUGAAGAGAGUGGCCGUGGAGGAGCUGAGCAAGCAGGGCUGCACGGUCACUGUGUCCGACCUCUACGCCAUGGACUUCGAGCCCCGGGCCACGAGGAAAGACAUCACCGGGGCCGUCUCUAACCCCGAGGUCUUCAGUUAUGCAGUGGAAGUCUACGAGGCUUACAAGCAGAGGUCUCUGAGCAGUGACAUCAUUGAGGAGCAGAAGAAGGUCCAGGAGGCAGACCUGGUGAUAUUCCAGUUCCCACUGUACUGGUUCAGUGUGCCAGCCAUCCUGAAGGGCUGGAUGGACAGGGUGCUGUGCCAGGGGUUUGCCUUCGACUUCCCAGAAAUCUACGAUUCUGGUCUUCUCAAGGGUAAAUUAGCCCUUCUCUCCCUGACCACGGGCAGCACAGCCGAGAUGUACUCGAAAGCCGGGAUCAGCGGUGAUUUCCGGUACUUCUUGUGGCCCCUGCAGCACGGCACGUUGCACUUCUGUGGAUUUCAAGUCCUCAACCCUCAGAUCAGCUUCGCUCCCGAGUUCGUGUCUGAAGCGGAAAGGAAAGCCAUGGUGACGUCCUGGGCCCAGCGGCUGCAGAACAUCUGGCAGGAGGAGCCCAUCCAGUGCACGUCCCCCUGGUACUUCGGACAGUGACCCCUGCUGGCCAGCGUGCGCACCACCCCAGCCUGACCUACCAGCUCAAGCACCAACUGCUUGGACUGAACUGUGCCCUGACCAAUCAGCUGUUCCUCUCUACAGCCUGUCUCCCGGUGAUGCUAGUCUUCAGAUGGAUCUGCACGUGUGGAGCUGCACUUGUUUUCUUUGGUUUCAUGACUCAGUUUGAGAGUUUCUGCCUCCCCGCCUCCCCCCCCCC
Molecule: messenger RNA, 1087 nt
Organism: Ochotona curzoniae (black-lipped pika)
Lineage: Eukaryota; Metazoa; Chordata; Mammalia; Lagomorpha; Ochotonidae
Gene: NQO2
Product: N-ribosyldihydronicotinamide:quinone reductase 2
Exons: 7
Coding region: 172-867 (231 amino acids)
Cellular component (GO): cytosol
Molecular function (GO): NAD(P)H dehydrogenase (quinone) activity
Source: RefSeq, a predicted model, not a curated record